UAACUUAACGAACAUUUAACAAAAGAAUGAAUGUAAAUGUGUCGAGUUAAAAUUAAUAAUUAAUUAUGUAUUAAACACAGACUGAGUUCAAACAUUUAAAAGACGAAAACUUAAGACUUAUUAUUUACACAUCAAUUAACGUAGUUUUUGUCCGCGAACGUAUCAUAAUGAGAGAUACAUUCUCGUCCGACUCAGUUAUUGAUUCGCCGACUCGCGAAAGUGUGAAAAUCAUCGAUGGUUGUUACAACAGUAAUAUUUUCAAAGCCAAGCCGUUUUUGAGCUCACGUCGUGCGCUCCAGUCCAGCGCUGAGAAAAUAUCAAAAACGUUUAAAAGCGUUCGCAACACUUUCGGCAAUUUAUCGCAGCAUUUCAGAGUGAGCGGUAGGCGCAGACACCGGCUGGCGGAGGCUGGAUCUCCGUGUAAAGGUCCUUCAACGCCAGUUACUAAGAAAAAGGGGUUGCUGGGCCGGAGUCCCGCCAAGCUGUACAGCCCAUUCGGCAUUGAGACUCCGCACAGCCGGGACUUCCGCAUGUCUCCCUACAUGCCUGACACCCCCGAUGGGCUUUCGCCAAAGAGACGUGCAGGCGUCAGUCAGUCGUGGCAUCUGUUGGCAAAGAAGAGGCCGCGGGCGCUGUUCCGCUGAGUUGUGACUGUGGUCGCGGUGGGGCAGCCCGCCUCUGCCCCGCGGCCGGUGGCAGCCCUCCUCCCACCACUUAGUGUAAGGUCAGCUUGGUGCGCAGGUAUCGUGCCGCUAUAUGUAAGUGGUGCUACCCGCAGCGGGACACUAACAUUGUUUAUGCACUUUUUAUAUGAUGACUGCUAGCCUACUUUUUGUAUGACUUUAUGUAAUUAUACGUCUAGUAUUUUGGAUGCGAUCGCCUUUUAAUGUUUAUCAAUAAGUGUGAAAGGAAUUUUGUAUUCACUAGAGAAAAGUAGAAGGAAUUUGAGAAUGUUAAUGGAGGCGGGAAUAUGUACUUAAUUGUUUUGAAUGGAAUUGUCUAAGUAAUAAUAUAAACAAGUAGCGAGGCGUAGGGAGGGUGUUAAUCAAUUUCUGGUUGUUAUACAUAACUCUGCUUCACUUUAUCUGCUGUCAGAAUCCGCUCAACACUUGCUAUCUCAUAGAUUGUAUCAGCCUUAGAAACUCCUAGCUCUCUGCUCUCUACACUCUACUUUCUGUCACAUCUUGUUAUAUCCUCUCAACUCUUGUUAUUUCGUUUCAUUAAGCAGUUUUCAAGGCAGCUUUUUAUUUAGUAUUGCACUUAACGGGGAACAUUUAUAUUAAAAAAGCAAUAAAGUAACAAAUAAGACAGUAACCAAGUGAACCACGCCCCCCCCCCCCGUCUCUGGUCUCCAAUCUCUCGCAUAUUCAGUAUUAUAAAAGCCAAAAUUAUACUCGCUUACAUUUAAACGUAGUUUUUACAUUAAGCUUCUCUGUGACAAUAUUUAUAUCUGACUAUUUAUUAUUUAUAUGGUAGCUUAAGUCUGCUCAUUUUUGUAUAAUAUUUAAGGCUAUUUAGUGUAAAGAUUAAGUUUAUUUUACUUUUUAAUUUAUGUCCAAAGCCUGAAUAUACACAAAUGUGGUAAAGCACUUAGUGGGCUGCGGUCCUUCUCUCAGAGGGACUGCCUGCAGCCUGCAGCCUGCAGCCACUGCACUCCACCACCGACACUGCCUAUAUUUGACAUUCAAUUUAUUUAUGAAAUUAUUUGAAUACAAUAAGCGCUAAGGGGCUAUUACUUAUUAAUGUGUUUGUAUAAUGUGCAUUGUUUUAAAUUCAUAAUUAUGAAGUUCAAAUCAAUAA
Papilio polytes (common Mormon) is the source of this 1800-nucleotide messenger RNA. RefSeq lists its product as uncharacterized. The record is from RefSeq and is a predicted model, not a curated record. The transcript is spliced from 4 exons. The coding region runs from base 168 to 644 and encodes 158 amino acids. Lineage: Eukaryota; Metazoa; Arthropoda; Insecta; Lepidoptera; Papilionidae.